Mya arenaria is the source of this 4191-nucleotide messenger RNA. RefSeq names its product mucin-17-like. The transcript is spliced from 9 exons. The coding region runs from base 1 to 4191 and encodes 1396 amino acids. NCBI's taxonomy places the organism in Eukaryota, Metazoa, Mollusca, Bivalvia, Myida, Myidae. The record is from RefSeq and is a predicted model, not a curated record.
AUGCAUUAUGAAAUUCAUCGUUGUAACGGCACUAGAACAAACGACUCCACAGUCAACUUCUCCAGAUUCAACAACUCCAGAGUCAGCUACUCCAGAGUCAACUACUCCACAGUCAACUACUCCACAGUCAGCUACUCCACAGUCAACUACUCCAGAGUCACCUCCUCCACAGUCAACUACUCCACAGUCAACUACUCCACAGUCAACUACUCCACAGUCAACUACUCCACAGUCACCUCCUCCAGAGUCAACUACUCCAGAGUCAACUACUCCAGAGUCACAUCCUCCAGAUCAACUACUCCAGAGUCAACUACUCCACAGUCAACUACUCCAGAGUCAGCUACUCCAGAGUCAGCUACUCCAGAGUCAACUUCUCCACAGUCAAAUACUCCACAGUCAACUACUCCAGAGUCAACUACUCCAGAGUCAACUACGGCACAGUCAGCUUCUCCAGAAGUCAACUACUCCAGAGCCAACUACUCCAAAGUCAGCUACUCCAGAGUCAGCUACUCCAGAGUCAACUACUCCACAGUCAACUACUCCAGAGUCAACUACUCCAGAGUCACCUCCUCCACAGUCAACUACUCCACAGUCAACUACUCCACAGUCAACUACUCCACAGUCAACUACUCCACAGUCACCUCCUCCAGAGUGAACUACUCCAGAGUCAACUACUCCAGAGUCAACUACUCCAGAGUCACCUCCUCCAGAGUCAGCUACCACUCCAGAGUCAGCUACUCCAGAGUCAACUACUCCAGAGUCAGCUACUCCAGAGUCAGCUACUCCACAGUCAGCUACUCCACAGUCAACUACUCCAGAGUCACCUCCUCCACAGUCAACUACUCCACAGUCAACUACUCCACAGUCAACUACUCCACAGUCAACUACUCCACAGUCACCUCCUCCAGAGUCAACUACUCCAGAGUCAACUACUCCAGAGUCACAUCCUCCAGAGUAACCUCCUCCAGAGUCAGCUACUCCAGAGUCAACUACUCCAGAGUCAACUACUCCAGAGUCAGCUACUCCAGAGUCAACUACUCCAGAGUCAACUACUCCACAGUCAACUUCUCCAGAGUCAGCUACUCCAGAGUCAACUACUCCAGAGUCAACUACUCCAGAGUCACCUCCUCCAGAGUCAGCUACCACUCCAGAGUCAGCUACUCCAGAGUCAACUACUCCAGAGUCAGCUACCACUCCAGAGUCAGCUACUCCAGAGUCAACUACUCCAGAGUCACCUCCUCCAGAGUCAGCUACUCCAGAGUCAGCUACUCCAGAGUCAACUACUCCAGAGUCAACUACUCCAGAUCAGCUACUCCAGAGUCAACUACUCCAGAAUCAACUACUCCAGAGUCAGCUACUCCAGAGUCAACUACUCCAGAGUCAACUACUCCACAGUCAACUACUCCAGAGUCAACUACUCCACAGUCAACUACUCCAGAGUCAACUACUCCAGAGUCAACUACUCCAGAGUCAACUACUCCAGAGUCAACUACUCUAGAGUCAGCUACUCCAGAGUCAACUUCUCCAGAGUCAACUACUCCAGAGUCAACUUCUCCAGAGUCACCUCCUCCAGAGUCAACUACUCCACAGUCAACUACUCCAGAGUCAGCUACUCCAGAGUCACCUCCUCCAGAGUCAACUACUCCACAGUCAACUACUCCAGAGUCAACUACUCCAGAGUCAACUACUCCAGAGUCAACUACUCCAGAGUCAACUACUCCAGAGUCAACUACUCCAGAAGUCAACUACUCCAGAGUCAACUACUCCAGAGUCAGCUACUCCAGAGUCAGCUACUCCAGAGUCAACUACUCCAGAGUCACCUCCUCCAAAGUCAACUACUCCACAGUCAACUACUCCAGAGUCAGCUACUCCAGAUCAACUACUCCGCAGUCAACUACUCCACAGUCAACUACUCCAGAGUCAGCUACUCCACAGUCAACUACUCCAGAGUCAACUACUCCAGAGUCAACUACUCCAGAGUCAACUACUCCAGAGUCAACUACUCCAGAGUCAACUACUCCAGAUUCAACUACUCCAGAGUCAACUACUCCAAAUUCAACUACUCCAGAGUCAACAACUCCAGAGUCAACAACUCCAGAGUCAACAACUCCAGAGUCAACUACUCCAGAGUCACCUCCUCCAGAGUCAACAACUCCACAGUCAACUACUCCAGAGUCAGCUACUCCAGAGUUAACUACUCCAGAGUCAACUACUCCAGAGUCAACUACUCCAGAGUCAACUACUCCAGAGUCAGCUACUCCAGAGUCAACUACUCCAGAGUCACCUCCUCCAGAGUCAGCUACUCUACUCCAGAGUCACCUCCUCCAGAGUCAGCUAGUACUCCAGAGUCAGCUACUCCAGAGUCAACUACUCCAGAGUCAACUACUCCAGAGUCAACUACUCCAGAGUCAACUACUCCAGAGUAUACUACUCCAAAGCCAACUACUCCAGAGUCAGCUACUCCAGAGUCAGCUACUCCAGAGUCAACUUCUCCAGAAGUCAACUUCUCCAGAGUCACCUCCUCCAGAGUCAACUACUCCAGAGUCAACUACUCCAGAGUCAGCUACUCCAGAGUCAACUUCUCCAGAGUCAACUACUCCAGAGUCAACUACUCCAGAGUCAACUACUCCAGAGUCAACUACUCCACAGUCAACUACUCCAGAGUCAGCUACUCCAGAGUCAGCUACUCCAGAGUCAACUACUCCAGAGUCACCUACUCCAGAGUCAACUACUCAAGAGUCAACUACUCCAGAGUCAGCUACUCCAGAGUCAACUACUCCAGAGUCAACUACUCCAGAGUCAACUACUCCAGAGUCACCUCCUCCAGAGUCAGCUACUACUCCAGAGUCAGCUACUACUCCAGAGUCAGCUACUCCAGAGUCAACUACUCCAGAGUCACCUACUCCAGAGUCAACUACUCCAGAGUCAACUACUCCAGAGUCAUCUACUCCAGAGUCAGCUACUCCAGAGUCAACUUCUCCAGAGUCAGCUACUCUAGAAGUCAACUACUCCAGAGUCAACUACUCCAGAGUCAACUACUCCAGAGUAUACUACUCCAAAGCCAACUACUCCAGAGUCAGCUACUCCAGAGUCAGCUACUCCAGAGUCAACUUCUCCAGAGUCAGCUACUCCAGAGUCAACUACUCCCGAGUCAACUACUCCAGAGUCAACUACUCCAGAGUCAACUACUCCAGAGUCAACUUCUCCAGAGUAGACUACUCCAGAGUCAACUUCUCCAGAGUCACCUCCUCCAGAGUCAACUACUCCAGAGUCAACUACUCCAGAGUCAGCUACUCCAGAGUCAACUUCUCCAGAGUCAACUACUCCAGAGUCAACUACUCCAGAGUCACCUCCUCCAGAGUCAACUACUCCACAGUCAACUACUCUAGAGUCAGCUGCUCCAGAGUCAGCUACUCCAGAGUCAACUACUCCAGAGUCACCUACUCCAGAGUCAACUACUCAAGAGUCAACUACUCCAGAGUCAGCUACUCCAGAGUCAACUACUCCAGAGUCAACUACUCCAGAGUCAACUACUCCAGAGUCACCUCCUCCAGAGUCAGCUACUACUCCAGAGUCAGCUACUACUCCAGAGUCAGCUACUCCAGAGUCAACUACUCCAGAGUCAGCUACUCCAGAGUCAACUACUCCAGAGUCAACUACUCCAGAGUCAUCUACUCCAGAGUCAGCUACUCCAGAGUCAACUUCUCCAGAGUCAGCUACUCUAGAGUAACCUCCUCCAGAGUCAGAUACUCCAGAGUCAGAUACUCCAGAGUCAGACACUCCAGAGUCAGCUACUCCAGAGUCAACUACUCCAGAGUCAGCUACUCCAGAGUCAGCUACUCCAGAGUCAACUACUCCAGAGUCAGCUACUCCAGAGUAACCUCCUCCAGAGUCAGCUACUCCAGAGUCAGCUACUCCAGAGUCAACUACUCCAGAAUCAACUACUUCAGAGUCACCUCCUCCAGAGUCACCUCCUCCAGAGUCAACUACUCCACAGUCAACUACUCCAGAGUCAGCUACUCAAGAGUCAACUACUCCAGAGUCACCUACUCCAGAGUCAACUACUCCAGAGUCACCUCCUCCAGAGUCAACUACUCCAGAGUCAACUACUCCAGAGUCAACUACUCCAGAGUCAGCUACUCCAGAGUCAACUGCUCCAGAGUCAGCUACUCUAGAGUCAACUUCUCCUGA